UAUUUACCGAUUGUUUUUUGGCAAAUACAGUUGAAAAAUGCCGCAUUGUGCAAGGGGAAAGUGAAGUUUGACCGCUAAGUGGAUUUACUUUCGUGUAUUUUGUGUUUGAAAGAUCAAACUUUUAAAAGUGUUUUUUGUUGAUAAAUUUUGAGCGGAAAAAAAUUACUUCGAUUGGACAAACUUUUAUUACAGGCACCAGUGCGUAUCGAUUGCCAACACAUCCACUUUCGUAAAAAAAUAUUUACUAAAAAAUUUGCAAGUGUUAAUGUAAAAAAAUGAGUUUGCAUAUGCCGAAUUUUGGGCAUUAUACACCACUUCCAACGAUUGAAAAACAAAAUGAAAUUUUAGAUAUUCUUAAGCGAGUUUUGUAUAACCAGGAGUUGUUGGACAAAAGACUAUCUGCUAUCGAAUCUACGAUUUCAGAUAACGGAAAGGCACUAAAAGACGACUUGAAUAAAAUUCAGAAUAAUCAAUCCAAGCUCAGUCUAAACCAGAAAUAUUUAUCACAGACAUUGGGGAUAAUAGAGAUCAAUGUAGCCAGUUGUACCCAGAAGACUCACUCUAAACUCUGGCCUGCACAUGCGGUUUUUAUGAAAAACAGGUGCCAACCUGUUUGCUAUACGUCUGGGGAGGCGGACGACAAAACCAUGCAUGUAAUUACACUACCUUUUCGUUCGUUUGCCGAUAUUAGGGCUGCAGAGGACAGACUUAAAAUUCCGGGACAUGUUCAAGAACUGACGUCAAUGUUCUACAAACUGAGAGGAGUAUGUGCAGAUGUGAGUUACGUAAUGCAACACGUAUUUUCGGAUGAAGUUCUGGAGCUGUAUAAUUGGGAAGGAAGGUUUGAUAAGCAACCCCUCUGUAAAUUAUGGCUUGUGAACUCAAUAAUGCGAGACGUAUUCAAAGAUCAAAGCGCAGACGAUUUUGAGAAAAACGUGAAGAGAUCACUUGAGCUUAGCCAUCACCGCUUCAAGCAGAAACUGUAUUUGGAAAAAAAGAAAAAUGAAAAAAUUAUUUUAAUUUGAAAAAAAAACUAAUAUUAGUUUGGUUUUAAGUUUCAUUUGCGUGUGUGGUGUAAUGGAUGUAAUUUGUUUUUAUUUCGUAAAAGUGUAACAUAUUUUUAGGCAUGAUUCAAUAACAAAAGAUUGUGUAAAGUUUGACAAUUGACGCGAAAACAA
Messenger RNA from Anastrepha ludens (Mexican fruit fly), 1178 nucleotides. RefSeq lists its product as uncharacterized. The coding region runs from base 276 to 1025 and encodes 249 amino acids. Lineage: Eukaryota; Metazoa; Arthropoda; Insecta; Diptera; Tephritidae. The transcript is spliced from 8 exons. The record is from RefSeq and is a predicted model, not a curated record.